CCAGUAUACUCGAUGGAGGUCGUUGAAUAAACUACCUCAUAUUUGAUAUUGAUAUGGAGGGUAAAUGCAUAUAUCGGGUAUGUGGUCCAAGCUCCUGUCGAAAGGGGCAAGUGAUGCUUUAAGAUGGACAAUGAUUGGCUACUUGGAGAACAAGGAUUUCCCUUUCCUAUGACGACAACAUCUGUGUACGAUGACAACCUAGGCGGAAUCAGUGACAUUCAAACAUCAUCCAACCAAUAUAUACUAGGCCGCACUUUAAUUGUCUAACUUACAUCUAUCUCUACUGAAAACUCAACAUAACUUUAUUUUCCACCUAAUUCCCCUUGAAAUUUUACAAAACUCGGAAGUGAUUCAAACCGUUUAUUCGCAAUGUCUGCUGCCGGUUUCGCCAGCAACAUGCAGGCAAAGGCCCAAGAGGUCGCAAAGGAAGACUAUGAAAAGGCCAAGAUUCUCAUUUCAGAUGCUGCCAAGAGCGGCGCCUAUCUGUACCCUUUCAAGGGCAUCAUCUAUUUUGCAACACAUAGGUCGCUAUGGAGGCCGUUUUACUCCCGUAUCCUGCCCACUUUAGGGCUUACUGCGGGAGUACUUGCUUCUAUGUUCUUCUUCACUUAUCUACCACAACUGGCAGUCCUUGUCUUCGUAAACGGCCCCUUGGCCGUUUUUACUACAACCCUCCUGGUUCUCAACGAAAGCUCUACCAUUGUCAAUAUCAUCUCUCGGAACUUUCUCCUCCAGGAGGCUCUCGUCGACACCUUUGACGGCACCCUGUUAGCAAGGAACGCGAGCGAUGUUGUUAGCGAGGGGCGACAACUGAAAUCUGGGAGAGACCCUAUCGCCAGGUUGGGAAAGCUUAUUAAAAACCCAUUCUCCAAGUUCACCCCAAAGGCUCUAGUCAGAUACAUCAUGUAUCUCCCCCUCAAUUUCAUCCCCGUUGUCGGCACAGCCCUUUUUAUACUUCUUCAAGGUCGAUCAAGGGGUAGCUCUGUUCAUAACCGGUAUUUCCAACUGAAAGGGUGGUCUUCGUCGCAACAGCAGGAUUGGCAUAAACGCCAUAUCAGCCCAUAUACAACCUUUGGCACAAUAGCAACUCUGCUGGAGAUGAUCCCUGUAGUGUCAAUGUUAUUUGCAUUUACUAACACUGUGGGUGCUGCUCUCUGGGCUGCCGACAUUGAGCAAAAGAAGACACAGACGACCGAUGGUACGGCCCCUAGCCUACGAGAAUCUGCAAAGAGGGCCGAGUAGGGUGAUACCAGAGAUGUACCAGACCGCCGUCUCCGAGAUUAGGUGGCUCGAAGAUCCUGCACGGCGAUGCAUAGCCGGGAUGCAUCUUAGUACGACAUUAGCUUUUGUAUGAUUUGGGACGGCUUGUGUCGCCAUUACCAUCUACAUCUUGCAAUACUAGGCAAACGUACAUGAGGGUCGGUUGGUCUAUGGAGAUUCAGGUUA
Molecule: messenger RNA, 1446 nt
Organism: Hypoxylon fragiforme
Lineage: Eukaryota; Fungi; Ascomycota; Sordariomycetes; Xylariales; Hypoxylaceae
Exons: 8
Coding region: 370-1242 (290 amino acids)
Cellular component (GO): lipid droplet; ascospore wall; prospore membrane
Source: RefSeq, a predicted model, not a curated record